AUGUGGUACAAAGGACUGUUUACGAAUGUACCAAGUCCUGCUCACAUGUUUCAUAGUGAUGUUGUAAAAAUUAAUUCGUUUAAUAACGAACAUAAUCACCCUCUUACACCAAUGAUUUGUGAAAUAUCAUCACAAUUUCGUAAAUUAACGUCUAAAAUGUUGGCAGAUAUAGAAAAAUAUGUUAUUCAAGG
Funneliformis mosseae is the source of this 191-nucleotide messenger RNA. NCBI's taxonomy places the organism in Eukaryota, Fungi, Glomeromycota, Glomeromycetes, Glomerales, Glomeraceae. The record is from the annotation of a GenBank genome assembly.